AUGUCCGUCAUCAUGGAGCAGUCGACGGUUCAGUCGUCUUAUAAGAUUGAUACCAACGACAUCGAGUCUGGUUAUGCCUCCGGCCAGUCCGACUACUCUCCGUCACCGAGAGAAGAGAAGCCCGAUAUUUCCCUCAGCAAGUCUCACAUCGAAUACCUCAACCAGCAGAUGGAGAACAUGCACCCCAUGGACAUCCUCCGCUUCUGCAGAAUCAUGUUCCCCAACCUCUACCAGUCAACGGCAUUUGGUCUGACGGGUCUCGCCACCAUGGACAUGCUGUCCAAGAUCCAAAAGGAGAACCCCGAGUCUCGCACUGUCGACCUCAUCUUCCUUGACACUCUGUAUCACUUCAAGGAGACAUAUGAGCUCGUCGACCGGGUCAGAGAAAGAUAUCCCAACGUCCCCAUCCACAUCUUCAAGCCCGACGGCAUGGAGACUGCCCAGCAGCUCGAAGAGACGUAUGGAGAGGAGUUUUACCACACUGCCGGCGACAUGUACGACUGGAUCGUCAAGGUUGAGCCCCUGCAGCGAGCAUACGACGAGCUCAAGGUUGCCGCCGUGCUCAACGGCCGUCGACGAUCUCAGGGUGCGGCCCGUGGCUCCAUCCCCAUCAUCGAGCUCGAUGAGGAGCGAAACAUCAUCAAGAUCAACCCCAUGGCCGCUUGGACCUUUGCCCAGGUCAACGAGUACAUCAAGGAGAACAAUGUCCCCUACAACGCCUUGCUUGACCAGGGUUACAAGUCGGUUGGCGACUGGCACUCGACCAGCCCCGUCGGCGAGGGAGAGGAUGAACGUGCCGGCCGCUGGAAGGGCCAGAACAAGACUGAAUGCGGCAUCCACAACAAGAAGUCCAAGUACUCCGAGUUCGUUGCUCAGCGGGAGAGCCAGACUGCGCCUGUUUCAUGA
This is a messenger RNA of Trichoderma breve, 906 nucleotides long. RefSeq names its product phosphoadenosine phosphosulfate reductase family domain-containing protein. Bases 1 to 906 code for a protein of 301 amino acids. The record is from RefSeq and is a predicted model, not a curated record. Gene Ontology annotation, molecular function: phosphoadenylyl-sulfate reductase (thioredoxin) activity. Gene Ontology annotation, cellular component: cytoplasm. NCBI's taxonomy places the organism in Eukaryota, Fungi, Ascomycota, Sordariomycetes, Hypocreales, Hypocreaceae. The transcript has a single exon.